UGAUAUACAUCUCCGUCAAAUAAAUAAAGGAGAGAAGUAAUGGGAUUUAACUAUGCUAUAGGAGAAAGUAUAUGGGAGACGCGGUAACGAAGGUUGGAAAGAAGAUUGAGAUCGUCCAAAUAAAAAGGUGGUAAUAAAAAAGUGGCAAGCUUUGUAGAAACAAUUUACGAUUUGGCAAGGUUGACUUCAUCCUACACGAUAACUCAUUGAAAAUGAGACACAUUUUACAUAAAAUAAUUGUAAAAUGUAUAUUUAUAAUGUCAUGGAUAAAGGUUCACCUCUCAAUGGUUUUUGCAUUUUUGGCGUUAAAGGUUAUAAGGACCGGCGAGGUGCCUAGACAUGUAGCGUUUAUCAUAGAUGGCAAUAGACGCUACGCCGAAAUACAAAAAAUACCAAGGAGCAUUUCCUGCGCAAUGGGAGACAGCUCGGGUGUGUCCGAUUCCGAAGAUCAGAAAUUCAACCUUGGUGCAGCACUACAGGCCAAUUUCCAUUUUUCCUUCUCUGUCAAAGGCACUGGAAAGGCGGCUUCCAACAAGCUCAUCCUCAACGCAGCCAAGACGCAAGCCAUCAUUUUUGGUUCGGCUCGCUAUAUUAAUGCUAUUAAUGUAACGUUGUUGCCGAACUUGUCAGUUGGGGAUAUUGCAAUUGAAUUUUUGACACACAUUAAAUAUCUAGGAGUGACAAUUGCUAACAAUCUAUCGUGGGAUAGACAAUUAGCAAGUUUAAGGAAAGUCGGAUCAGUCUUGUAUCAGCUGAGGCUGAGCAGACACUUUUUGCCAGAGACACUGAGAUCUAGACUUGUGAAGGCCUUCAUUUUUCCGCAUUUUGAUUACUGCUGCACGGCGGUUACGAACAUCACGGCAGAGCAAAAUCUUAAGCUGUACAGGGCCAUGAACGCUGCAAGGGAUGAACUUACCCAUGCAAUUAAAGAAAUAACAAUAGGUAUAAUGUGUAAUGAUAUCUUAUUAGAAGAUAUUACUGAAAAUUUGAUUUCUGACUGUUUGUACACUUACAAAUCUUCAAAUCUAGAUUUAUUAAUUCGUACUUCCGGAGAGGUUCGACUUAGUGACUUCCUCAUGUGGCAAGUUUCUACUGCUUGCCUUUACUUUACUAAUACGUUAUGGCCUGAAUUUGAUUUAUGGGAUUUGCUCCGUGCAAUCUUUUAUUAUCAAACAUGUUAUUCUGACUUGCAAAAAAUUAGAAACAAUUCGAAAACACUCGUGCCUAACACCAGAGUAUCCAAGUUCGUCGAUAAGUUGCACCGUAAACGCGAAAUUAUGAUCAAAAAUAUAUAUAAAUCAUCAGUUCAAUCUAAAAACAAAUGA
Messenger RNA from Solenopsis invicta (red fire ant), 1325 nucleotides. Its product is annotated as isoprenyl transferase-like. The record is from RefSeq and is a predicted model, not a curated record. Bases 213 to 1325 code for a protein of 370 amino acids. The transcript has 5 exons. Gene Ontology annotation, cellular component: dehydrodolichyl diphosphate synthase complex; endoplasmic reticulum. Gene Ontology annotation, molecular function: ditrans,polycis-polyprenyl diphosphate synthase [(2E,6E)-farnesyl diphosphate specific] activity. Gene Ontology annotation, biological process: polyprenol biosynthetic process. NCBI's taxonomy places the organism in Eukaryota, Metazoa, Arthropoda, Insecta, Hymenoptera, Formicidae.